AUGCAUUUCCUCCGCCCCGUCUGCGUAGUCCUCAGCCUGGCGAGGGGCCUCGCUGCUUCAGAACCCCCAGCUCCUAUCCAGCUCGAGGAGAGAUAUCAUAUAUCCCAACGAGCUCUCGCUGAAGACAUCUGGGAUAAGUUCAAGGAUGGUGCAUCUUGCAUAGGGUGUGAAUCUGUCAUCGUCCUUCUCAAAGGUCUCGCCCUUCUCGGUGACGGCCUCUUCGUUAGAACGUUGCAAGAGAUCUGCAAACUCUCCAAAGCCGAGGAUGACGACGUCUGCGAGGGUGCCAUCGGACUAGAAGGCCCCAUCAUAGCCCGUGCCGUCCGCAACAUCAAAAUCUCCAGCCAAACCUCCAAGCUCUUCUGCAUCAACUUCCUCGGUGUGUGCGAUUACCCGGCCACCACCCCUUCACGGUCCCCAUUGCCCGCGACAAGCCCGCUGCCCAUUUGUUGCAGACCGUAUACUGCCAGUGAUGCGCCGGGGGUAAGCUCCUCCCCGGCUGGUCCCAACGGCGACCACCGCUGCGAUACCCCGGUGAGCCUCGAGGAAAGCAUGUACGCAGCCAUCAGCGAGCUCGUGCCCGACGCCAUCUUCUCCAUUUGCACUGGCGAUAUUGUCGACCACACCGUGUGGAACACCUCCAAGGAGUUCAAUACCAUAUCAAUCACCGACUCCUACGCUCGCAUGGCUCGCACUCUCGGUACGGUGUACGGCACCCCGGCAACCACGAAACCCACCCAACGAACGCGUUCCCCCUUCACCAUCAACUCCGAAGCUCGCUGGAUCUACGAUCUCCUCUCCACCACAUGGUCACGCUGGAUCGGCGCCGAAGCCGCCUCCACCGCCCGAGACCGAGGUCGCUACUCCAUCCGCCAUCCGGGGACUAACCUGCGCAUCAUCAGCCUCAACACCAACAUGUACUAUACCCAGAAUUACUGGCUCUACCAGCGCACUAUGGACCGGGACCCGGACGGCCAAAUCGCCUGGUUGGCCGCCGAGCUCGACGCCGCCGAACGCGCGUCCGAGCGAGUCUAUCUGCUCGGCCACAUGCCCCUCGGCGACCACAACGCCUUCCGCGACCAGAGCAACUACCUCGACCAGCUCGUCGUCCGCUACUCCGACACCAUCGCCGCCAUGUUCUUCGGCCACACCCACUUUGACCAGUUCCAAAUCUCCUACUCCCGCUACGGGCCCAGCGCCGGCCGCCGCGCCGAGGACGCCCGCGUCGUCUCGUACAUUGGGCCCUCCCUCACCCCGACCAGCGGCAUGCCCUCCUUCCGCGCCUACCUCGUCGACCCAGACACGUUUGCCGUGCUCGACGUCGAGACCUACAUCGCCGACAUGUCCGACCCCACCUUCCAGACGGCCGGCCCGCGCUGGCGCAAGCUGUACUCCGCCAAGGAGACCUACGGCCCCCUCGCCUUGGCCGCCGACCAGACCGCCUUUGACGGCUACUACUUGCGGAAAUCCCGCGGCUGGAAGGCGGGCGAGUCCUGCGCCGGCCCCUGCCGCGACGCCGAGAUUUGCCAGAUUCGCGCCGCCCGCGGCGAGGACAACUGCUACGAGCCCGUGCCCGGCGUGCACUUCAACAAGAGGGUCGAGGACCCCGUCCAGAACAGGGACGAGUGCGGCAUCUCCGUGUCCAGAGCCACCAUCAACUCGCUCAUCGUCAAGAGGGACUCCCUGGCCUUGCUAAAGAAGAGGUUCGUCGAGAACCACGCCCCCACCAUGCUGUAG
Molecule: messenger RNA, 1737 nt
Organism: Parascedosporium putredinis
Lineage: Eukaryota; Fungi; Ascomycota; Sordariomycetes; Microascales; Microascaceae
Source: the annotation of a GenBank genome assembly